CUUGAGGCAAUUUUGUCUGCAGUGGGCCACAAGAAGAGUGAAUCAGCUUCCUCUUGCUUCAGCCGAAGGGUUUGGCACGCGGUCAUGAAUGCUUCACUUGUGACCCAGAUUCCUUUGGAGGGGUCCUUUGGAGAACAUAGAUGCACAUGUACUGUAGUCAGAGUCCUGGCAACAGUCAAAUGCCUCUCAGAAACUUGUGAUGUUUUUCCUCGCUACAUGGUACAAUCAGCUGAGUCAAGUUGUCUUAAAGAGUAGCCACCUUUCCCUCAGGCCAUAAACACUGCACGAUCCUGUUCCAUGCAAGGUAGCCCAUAAUAGGGCCUUUGAUUGAAAGUCAAGGAGUUGAUGUUGACUUGGCAAUAUUUAUUGAGAACAAGUGUUACAGGCUGCAUUGUGUUCCCCUAAAAUUUAUAAGUUGAAGCCCUAACUCUCAGUAUCUCAGAAUGUGACUAUAUUUGGAGAUCAGGCCUUUAAAGAGAGGUUGGAAGACCAAGAUCAGGGUGCCAGCAUGGUGAGCACCCUCUUCAGGCUUGCAGACUGCCAUGUUGAAGGGAAGCAUGCUCUAGCGACUCUAAGAAGGACAACAAUCCAUCAUGAGGGCUUUAGAGGGGCAACAAUCCAUCAUGACUUCAUCUAAUCCUAAUUACCUUCCAAAGGCUCACCUCCUUAUACCGUCACAUGCUUUCUAAAACGAACUUUUCCAACAACAAUGAUUUCCGUGCUCUUCUGCAGUCUCUGUAUGCUACUUUUAAGGAGUUCAAAAUGCAUGAGCAGAUCGAAAACGAAUACAUUAUUGGUUUGCUUCAACAACGCAGCCAGACCAUUUAUAAUGUACAUUCUGACAAUAAACUCUCUGAGAUGCUUAGCCUCUUUGAAAAGGGACUGAAGAAUGUUAAGAAUGAAUAUGAGCAGUUAAAUUAUGCAAAACAGCUGAAAGAGAGAUUGGAGGCUUUUACAAGAGAUUUUCUUCCUCACAUGAAAGAGGAAGAGGAGGUUUUUCAGCCAAUGUUAAUGGAAUAUUUUACUUAUGAAGAGCUUAAGGAUAUUAAGAAGAAAGUGAUUGCCCAACACUGCUCUCAGAAGGACACCGCGGAACUCCUUAGAGGUCUUAGCCUUUGGAAUCAAGCCGAGGAGCGACAGAAGUUUUUUAAAUAUUCUGUGGAUGAAAAGUCAGAUAAAGAAGCGGAAGUAUCAGAACAAUCCACAGGUAUAACCCAUCUUCCUCCUGAGGUAAUGCUGUCAAUUUUCAGUUAUCUUAAUCCUCAAGAAUUAUGUCGAUGUAGUCAAGUAAGCACUAAAUGGUCUCAGCUCGCAAAAACUGGAUCGCUUUGGAAACAUCUUUACCCUGUUCAUUGGGCUAGAGGUGACUGGUAUAGUGGUCCAGCAACUGAACUUGAUACUGAACCUGAUGAGGAAUGGGUGAAAAACAGAAAAGAUGAAAGUCGUGCUUUUCAGGAGUGGGAUGAAGAUGCUGAUAUAGAUGAAUCUGAAGAAUCUGCAGAGGAGUCGAUUGCUAUCAGCAUUGCACAAAUGGAAAAACGUUUACUUCAUGGCUUAAUUCAUAACGUUCUACCAUAUGUUGGAACUUCAGUAAAAACUAUAGUAUUGGCAUACAGCUCUGCAGUUUCUAGCAAAAUGGUUAGGCAGAUUUUAGAACUUUGUCCUAACUUGGAGCAUCUGGAUCUGACCCAAACUGACAUUUCAGAUUCUGCAUUUGACAGUUGGUCUUGGCUUGGUUGCUGCCAGAGUCUUCGGCAUCUUGAUCUGUCUGGGUGUGAAAAAAUCACAGAUGUGGCUCUAGAGAAGAUUUCUAGAGCCCUUGGAAUUCUGACAUCUCAUCAGAGUGGCCUUCUAAAAACUUCUACGAGCAAAAUUACUUCGACUACAUGGAAGAAUAAAGACAUUACCAUGCAGUCCACCAAGCAGUAUGCUUGUUUGCACGAUUUAACUAACAAAGAUAUUGGAGAAGAAAUGGAUAAUGAGCACCCCUGGACUAAGCCUGUUUCUUCUGAAAGUUUCACUUCUCCAUAUGUGUGGAUGUUAGAUGCUGAAGAUUUGGCUGAUAUUGAAGAUGCUGUAGAAUGGAGACAUAGAAAUGUUGAAAGUCUUUGUGUAAUGGAAACAGCAUCCAACUUCAGUUGUUCCUCCUCUGGUUGUUACAGUAAAGAUAUUGUUGGACUAAGGACUAGUGUCUGUUGGCAGCAGCAUUGUGCUUCUCCGGCCUUUGCAUAUUGUGGUCAUUCAUUUUGUUGUACAGGAACAGCUCUAAGAACUAUGUCAGCACUCCCAGAGUCUUCUGGAUUCUGUAAAAAAGCAUCAAGGACUAGAUUGCUUAGAGAAAAAGACUUAAUUUACUCUGGGAGUGAAAAAUCUGAUCAAGAGACUGGACGUGUACUUCUGUUUCUCAGUCUGUCUGGAUGUUAUCAGAUCACAGACCAUGGUCUCAGGGUUUUGACUCUGGGAGGAGGGCUGCCUUAUUUGGAGCACCUUAAUCUCUCUGGUUGUCUUACUGUAACUGGUGCAGGCCUGCAGGAUUUGGUUUCAGCAUGUCCUUCUCUAAACGAUGAAUACUUUUACUACUGUGACAACAUUAACGAGAUAAUUCUUUACAUUUGAUAAAAUUUAAAAAUCAUGUGUGUUUUCAUUAAUUACCUUCUAUAAAGGUCCUCAUGCUGAUACCGCCAGCGGAUGCCAGAAUUUGCAGUGUGGUUUUCGAGCCUGCUGCCGCUCUGGCGAAUGACCCUUGACUCCUGACCUUUGUCUACUUCAUUUAGCUGAGCAGGCUUCCUUUCAUGCACUUUACUUAUAGCACAUUUCUUGUGUUAACCAUCCCUUUUUGAGUGUGACUUGUUUUGGCCCCAUUUCUUACAGCCUCAGAAAUCUUAAUUUACCAGUUGAUUGUACAGUGUUGUUUCUCUUGCAAAUCAUACUUUUGUUUUAGAAAGGGAUUAGAUCUUUUCAAAAGGGUGAGGACAGUUUUAUCAGUUUUCUUUUAAAUGGAAUGCUUUGAAAAGAAUGUCACUAAUGCCAUGCCAUUUGAAGUAUUUUUUAGAUUAAUUUGAGUUUUAAAGUCAAUGGGGUUAUUCGUUCUCUUUAUAUAUAAACACUGUACCAAGCUUUGCAGAUCUUUUCAAAUAUACAUUUUUGAAGUUUUAUUUUCAAAGAUUGCACAUUUUGAAAACCAGUCUUUUUUCCGUAAUGUUUCCUUUGUUUGAACAAUUCUCAGAGGGCCAAUUCAAACAUACCCACAUAUAAGAUUCUUUAGGAUAAUAGAAUAAAUUGGCUUCUUGGUGUUAGCUCAGUGAGCUAGCAAAGUACCAAUGUAUUUGUAUUUGCUUUCUUCAAAUAUUCUCGGUUCCUACCACUGUCCCUAAAUUGUCAAAUUUGGGAGGGAUUUUUAAAAAUUCCACAAUCAUUUGAAGAAAUGUAUCAAUAAAAUUUACUUUGAGGACUUUACCAAAUA
Ailuropoda melanoleuca (giant panda) is the source of this 3463-nucleotide messenger RNA. It is a transcript of the gene FBXL5, whose product is annotated as F-box and leucine rich repeat protein 5. The record is from RefSeq and is a predicted model, not a curated record. The coding region runs from base 679 to 2616 and encodes 645 amino acids. Gene Ontology annotation, cellular component: SCF ubiquitin ligase complex. Gene Ontology annotation, molecular function: protein binding. NCBI's taxonomy places the organism in Eukaryota, Metazoa, Chordata, Mammalia, Carnivora, Ursidae. The transcript has 15 exons. Gene Ontology annotation, biological process: SCF-dependent proteasomal ubiquitin-dependent protein catabolic process; intracellular iron ion homeostasis.